Oppiella nova is the source of this 1818-nucleotide messenger RNA. NCBI's taxonomy places the organism in Eukaryota, Metazoa, Arthropoda, Arachnida, Sarcoptiformes, Oppiidae. The record is from the annotation of a GenBank genome assembly.
AGAGAGCGACACUUGUAUUGAAUGCAGUGUUCAUUGUAUUCAUGCAUUCAUUGACAGCGACUGGCAAUUGAGUGAUGUUUGACUCAAUCACUGGUUUAACUGUCAUUUGAUGGCAAUUGUAUGACAAUUGACUCGUGAGUUCCGAGUCCAUCACUUGAUUCACACCUCUUGUCAUACAUGCCAUUGUUGGGCGUCCGUUGAACAGCAGACAAAGUGUUAGUAAAUUGAAAAUAUUGUCAAUUAAUUAGGCAUUGAAUUGAUUGUCAACUGGUGGCAACUGAUCCACUGAAUGGUCAAUGAGUGCUAAAAACAAACUCAAUCUAAAGCUUCCGCACUCUUCAGUGCAAACCAAUGACAACAAUCUCAUCGACCCAUCCAUAGAAAAACAUGUGGACACGAGUCUUGAGGGGCUGCACAAGACAUUAGAGGGUCUCGAGUUGGAUGAGCAGCAGAGGAAGCGGUUGGAGGUAUUCCUGUCGCAGAAGCAGAAGGUUGGCGAACAGCUCAAUGCCGAAGACUUCGACAAUUUGGGUGAUUUGGGUGCAGGCAAUGGCGGUGUCGUCACCAAAGUUAUGCACCGCUCCUCCGGUCUCGUUAUGGCCCGCAAAUUAAUCCAUUUGGAGGUGAAGCCGGCCAUCAGGAGUCAGAUAAUCCGAGAGCUGAAAGUACUUCACGAAUGCAAUUCUCCGCAUAUCGUCGGCUUUUACGGCGCUUUCUAUUCAGACGGAGAGAUGAAUAUAUGUAUGGAAUAUAUGGACGGCGGAUCGUUAGACCUGUUGUUGAAGAAAGCAAAUCGUAUUCCGGAACAGAUUUUAGGAAAGGUUACCAUUGCUGUCAUCAAAGGCCUUAACUAUUUGCGGGAAAAGCAUCAGAUAAUGCACAGGGAUGUGAAGCCCUCGAAUAUAUUAGUGAAUUCUAGGGGAGAAAUAAAGAUUUGUGACUUUGGAGUGAGCGGUCAACUCAUCGAUUCAAUGGCCAACUCCUUUGUGGGCACGAGAUCUUACAUGUCGGUCAUCCUUCCAAUACUGAUGUCCAAUACUGAUGUCCUUUCAUUGAAUCUCAAGCCCGAGAGACUUCAGGGAAAUCAUUAUACAGUUCAGUCAGACAUAUGGAGUUUAGGACUUUCAUUGGUAGAGAUGGCGAUCGGAAGAUAUCCAGUUCCACCUCCUGAUGAGAAAGAGUUGACUUCAAUAUUUGGUGACAAAUAUACGCCCGAAACGAACGAAAUUUGUCCGCCGUCUCAGAACUAUCACUCGUUGAGUCCAAUCGGGAAGUUCAGACCCAAUCCCAACAAUUUGAAUCAAAUCCUUGGUUCGGGUGCUGCCGGAGACGGACCCCGACUAUCCAUUUUUGAAUUAUUGGAUUAUAUCGUCAAUGAACCGCCGCCUACUGUUCCUAAAUCGGUAUUUACUGCAGAUUUCAAGGACUUUGUCGAUCGAUGUCUCACUAAAAAUGCGGCCGAAAGAGCAGACCUUAACUCACUUAUGAGCCACUCGUUUAUAAAGCGGUCUGAGAGUGAAAAGACAGACUUCUCGCGUUGGAUCUGUCAGAUCAUGCAAUUGGAUCCGUCGACUCCCACCAAAACAACCAGUCCUAACAGCACCGCUUGAUUCUGGUUUAACUUAUUUGAUUUACUUAUGUUUUCUAUUUAUUGUAAAUAUUAUUUCAACAAAAGUAAUGCACAUUUGUGUCAUUCAAUGAAAUUUACUUUAUUUCCAUUGGUUUGGAUUUACCGUAAUUAUGACUUCAUUUAAAUUAUAAACUAAAACAUCAUUACAAUUAAAAAUUGCUUUCAAAUACAACUAAAAUAAAAUACAA